AUGGUAAGUGCUAGGUCAACUAUUUUUUACAAAAUCGGCAUCGAUAUUCUGUACUUUUGUGUGGUUUUGUCUGUAUACUUUGUAGAGAUUUUUAAAUUUAUGGACAAGUACUACAUAGGACUGCUGGGGAUUAGAUAUGAUUACACCAAUUCGCAGUAUGGUCUAGAAGCCCAACUUGUUGCGUCAUACGAACAGUUCUCUGAUCAUUUUUGUGACCCAGGUAUCUACGCACAGUAUUUAAGCAAAAAGUUGUGCGACAAUAAAGACAAUUUGGAGAUAGCAGGGAUUUUGUUUGUGGUGUUUUCAUCUUUGGCGCAUGCUUUUAUGGCGUAUGGGAUACUCAAUAUGAUUGGCAAGGCUUGUGGAUGCAGAAUGUGGGGAUUAUUGAAGUAUGAUUUUCCACACUAUGUAUAUCCUGGGGUUUAUAUUGUGGCGGUGGUGCUUUAUUUAUCAGUUUCACAAUUCUACAACAUGUCACCACCUAGCAAUUAUGACUCAGAUUAUGACCUGAAAAUUUACUUUGGAGUUAUUCUUAUGUUUUUCGCUGUAUUUUUAUCAGUUUCAAGCGGAAUUUAUUUUAUGUUUUUGAAGAAAAAGAUGAAUACCUAUCUAUUCCCGAGAGAUAGUUUUUAUAAAAGUUUGAAGGAAGAAAGAGAACAGCGAAAAUCGCUAACUCCGAAAAUUGCGAAAACUGAUGCUGAAAGUGAAAGCUCUGAAAAAGUUUAA
Blepharisma stoltei is the source of this 726-nucleotide messenger RNA. Lineage: Eukaryota; Ciliophora; Heterotrichea; Heterotrichida; Blepharismidae. The record is from the annotation of a GenBank genome assembly.